Messenger RNA from Penicillium cinerascens, 1693 nucleotides. RefSeq lists its product as uncharacterized. The transcript has 5 exons. The record is from RefSeq and is a predicted model, not a curated record. Lineage: Eukaryota; Fungi; Ascomycota; Eurotiomycetes; Eurotiales; Aspergillaceae. Bases 164 to 1693 code for a protein of 509 amino acids.
GAGCCGCUCCUCCUAAUUUUUCUCUUCUUAACUUCCCCCACUCGAGCAUGCCAAUCCCGGCUUUCUUUCAGCCCUUUUCUAAACCGUGCUCUUUCGUCCAUUUCCUUAUCGGAUUCUCCUCUCAUCCCUAUCUCCCCUCUCCUCCACGAGGGACAUAUGCACCAUGCCUCCUCGAAGCUCGCUGACCGGCUCCUUCUCGGUCACCGACGCCAAUAAUGAAGUGGUCUGUCCUUUGAAGAAUAACGACGGUUCCAAUUGUCGCAAGCGAUGUCUAGGAGAAAAGCGCUAUCGCUCCAUGCAGGAGCAUAUCCGACGUGCGCAUCCGAACCACUACAUCCCCAAGCUCCCGGCUACCGAAGAGAGCUUCCUACUGAUGGUUAACACCCCGCCCGAACAACGUGCCCAUCUGUCACCUCCAGAACCCCCUCAGCCGCGGCGCCCUCGCGAUGUGGCGGAUAGAGACAUCUACGUAGCUGACGCCAGCUCUCCGGCGACCCCGCGAGCUCUUGACGAGCAAGGCCCCGCCGCAGCGACGGCCGCCGUCGCUCUGGCACAAUUGCACCACCAUCGCCUCGCCUCCGACUGGGAUACUGACAUGGACACCCACUCCGACACCGAUCUACAUCAGGGUCGCAUGCGCUCCACGAUUGAAUUGCCCUCGCUGCGCGACCACUUCAAGCAAGAAUCUCUUCCCCCGUUCUCUUCGCCUCGCCCGCGGGAACUCCUUCCGUCUAUUCUCAAUCAUUCGCCUCCCGGUCGCUCAUCAACUCUACCCCCGAUUCAGCGAAGAGAGCACAAGCUUUCCCGGCCGCGCAAAUCCUCCAUCACGCAGUCGGCCCGAAAACCCAAGCAUGAUCGCCCGAAAUCGAAAGAGUUUGGUCGGCGCCCGAGUCUCGGCGACCGUAAAGCCCUCUCCGCUGAACCUCAGACUGCGGCGUGGGCGCAAGGCAAGCGUUGGGAGGAUCUGAUUGAAGCGGCGACCUCGGCGACCGAAGCUGACGAUGAACGGUACUCCGAAGCUGGCCGAUCUCCAACGAUCGCCCCGCUACUCGCUAACGUGACGUCUGCUCCAUCUGGGCCCAAGAAUCGGUCUUCCCUACCACCGGCUUUCCAAUCGGCCCAAGGGCUGCCACCUCUCAACCGACAGUUUCCACCGCAUUCAUAUGCGGCGUCGCCACUGCACAAGUCACUUACGCCCCCGCCAUACGAAGGACCCCGCAGUCGCGACAGCGACCUGGAACCAUUCCCAUCAAUCGAAUCGUCACUAGACUCCAUGUCCUCGGCAUCAGGAAAGAACUUGCCUUCCGCAUCAUCAGGCGUCGCCCGAUCAAUAAACUCCGACUCAAGUCCAGUCCUGAAUCUAAUUCCGCCCGUCUCCCAGCGACAGCACCACCGUUUCUCGAACCCCACCCCCGCUUCAUUCCGCAACAAAGAGAUUCAAAUCUACUGUGCCAAUUGUAAGCGUGCCUGGGCGUUGAAUGAGUGCUACGCAUGUACGGAAUGCAUUUGUGGUGUCUGUCGUGAAUGUGUUGGCAUGUUCAUCACGAGUCCGCCUGCUCAGUUCCGAAGCCCGGGUAAUGGUGCUUUGAACAGUAUGCCGCCUGGGCCGACGAGUUAUCCCGCUGCAAGAGGGUGUCCACGGUGCAGGACGGUGGGAGGAAAGUGGAAAGCUUUCCAGCUGGACUUUAAGUAA